UCAAGAUGUGUUACGAUGUCAUCAUUGUGGUAACCCGGGCCCCCCAUUGUAUUGUGACGUCUGUCACAUACAUCUGUGUGAUGCGUGUUUAGGGGAACAUAUGUCAGAUUUAUCUACCAAACAUAGAAUGGUGUCAUUUGAACAGCAAUCUGUUUCAAAAUGUUCAAUACAUCCCUCAAACAUAAGCGUACUUUACUGCAAACAGUGUGACAACCCUAUUUGUAGACAGUGUUCUUCUUCUAAUGAACACAAAGACCAUGAGUUUGUUGACAUAGCGAAAACAUUAAAAAGCAAAAUGAAAUUCUUAGAAAGAGAUUUAAACGAAUUAGAGGAAUCAAUUUAUCCUAAAUAUUUGAAGAUUGCCGCUAACAUCCCAAUUCAGAGAGCGGAUUUGACUAAAAAUUCCAGAAAAUUAAGAAAAGCUAUUGAAGAUCAUGGAGGAAGCUUACACAAAGAAAUAGAUAGCAUUAUCGAGGAAAUGAAAAUUGAUCUUGUUGAAAUGGACUCCAAACAGUUGAAUGUCCUUAACAAACAGGAAAAUGAAAUCACACGCAUCAUUUCUGGAAUCACACAAAGUAUUGCUGAACUGAAAAAAAUACUAAACUCGAAUGAUUUAAGCUUUGUUUCUGCUUACAAAUCUAAAAAUGCUGAGUUUAGAAUAUUGCCUGAAGUCACAGUUUGCUUUCCAAGUUUCAUCCCUCAUAAGAUAAACAAAGAACAGAUUUAUGAACAGUUUGGCUCUCUAUCAGUGUUAUCAAUCAAUGCAGAAGAUGGCUACAAUUUGGAUUCUCUAGGUGCUGACUACUUUCCCCCGAAAAAACCACUUAUUGACGUACCACAUAUUCUCACAGAAAUAAACACUGCGUAUGAAAGAUUCCCUUUCGGGACGCGUUCAUUAUGCAAGGCAACAUGUCUGAGUGAUGAUGACAUAUGGACGAAUGGUGAUAUCAACAUCAUGAUGCUCUACAACCUCAAAGGACAACUAUUGAAGUCAAUCAAAACCAAAUCAGGGAACACACCUCACGACAUAGCAGUGACAAGGAGUGGGGAUCUUGUAUAUACUGAUUACAAAGAUAGAACUGUGAACAUAGUUAAGAAUACAAGGUUACAGGAAGUGAUAAGACUACAGGGGUGGAAACCUCGCAGUAUCUGUUGUACAUCCUCUGAUGACUUCCUAGUCAUCCAAGACAGUGAUGAUAAACAAACAAAAGUUGUGCGUUACUGUGGCUCCACAGAGAAACAAAUUAUUCAAUACUAUAAGAGAAGACAGCCUCUCUAUUCAAAUGGUGACAUUAAAUACAUCAGUGAGAACAGAAAUCUAGAUAUAUGUGUGUCAGACUAUAAAGCCGGAGCAGUAGUAGUGGUCAAUCAGGCCGGGAAACUCCGGUUUACCUACACUGGUCCCCCAUCUUCUGCCAAAGGGUAUUUUAGACCACACGGUAUCACAACAGACAGCCAAAGUCGGAUCCUAACAGCAGACUGUCAUGUCAGCUGUAUCCACAUCCUGGAUCAGGAUGGACAGUUACUUCGCUUUUUUUCCAAUUGUCAUUUAAACAGUCCCUUCGGUUUAUGUGUAGACACCAGAGACAACCUCUUUGUUGCUGAUUGGAAUACCGGUAAAGUGAAGAAAAUCCAAUAUUGUAUGCAAACAAAUCGUUAGAAUAAACUGUUUCGUUAUACAACCAGUACAAAUCUUAAAGUGAAAGAAGGACUGUGUUUGUAAAAAUAUUGAAAAUCAGUUUGUAUUAUAUGCUAACACACUACAUAUUGAAUAUAAACAAAAUGUUGAAUAUAGAUUUAUAAACGGGCGAUCACGUCACAAGGAGUUAGCUAGACACGUCACGUUUCGCUAUGUGUAAUAUGACAACUAUUUGCAAUCUGGGACAUUUUAAUACGAACAUAUGUUUCCAUUGGAUGUCGUAUGAUUCCAAAAUCAUGAUUGAGGAAUAAUGAUUUUCGUGUGAUUGUAAAUUGUUCUUAUGCGUAUAUUUCCAUUUAGUUUAUCUAUUUUCCUGGUGAAUUAAUCUCAUUCGCUUUCCUGUGUUACCUGUCGUACAAUACUAACGGUAUUUAUCGAAAUAUGGCAAACAGCAAAUCGAAAGUUUAAACUCUCUAAUGGUUGACAGAACAUAUAAACUGUAAUACCUCAAGAACAGUUUCUGACCGUCAAUGUGAGGUAAAUAGUUAUCGAUUAUGAUUUUGCUGAAAUCAUAAAACGAGUUAUCGAUGAUGACCAAACAAACCACAUAAAACAGGAUUAAACUGCUUGUUCUGGGAAGGGAAUGGAAAUUAAACAUAACUCACAUCACUAUAUUGUAUACAUCACACUUAUAAUUUUUACCUCUCUUCCACAUAGGAAAAAUUAAAACAAACGAGCAAUGCUUAUCUACAAAAUUUCGGUUGUAGGGAAACUUUUGAAAUAAGUGCGCUCUAGUUUAGUUUUAUUCAACUGCAAAACAAUCUAUAGCCUUUGUGGAGGCUACAAUUAACAACGAUGGGGUUCAACGCUUGACUGCAAAGAAAUACUAAAAAAAAGGGGCAUGAAUUAGACGCCAUUGGAAUGCCCUUGAAAAAAAAAUCAUCAAAAAGCCAGAAAAAGAAGACUAAGUGACAUCAUUAUUCGUAAACAUAAACAAAACUGUGAACAAUUACGACGGUAUAAUAUUGUUCAAAUGUUGGAAGAGCUCAGCGAUGCAUCUGACAGCCGCGUCCUGUGAUGAAACUUGAUUCAUGAAGCUCCGAGGAAAAGAAGUAGACUGUAGCAGUUUUUUUCCAAAACAGCUAGUCAUAUGUGUUAUUAUUUACACUGCUCAACAGGUGUUUAAAAAUUCGUUAAUUUUUAUCUGGAAAAUCUUGGAAAGAACCUUUUAGAGGUCAUCCUUUUAUCUCCUUAUCUGGACCGUUAAACGAAAUUUUUAUGAUUGCAUAUUGUUAUAAACGUCACUUUAACGUUUUCCCUUUUGUAUAUUUUUUAUUUUUUCUGAGAUUUGAGAUAUAAUAAAUAAUCAAAGUUGUAAAUCUUUUGCCUCUGAAAAUCCCUACUUACGUACAUGUAACACAUGAAAAAAUUUAUUACGUGUAUGAGUUGGUAACU
Molecule: messenger RNA, 3094 nt
Organism: Magallana angulata
Lineage: Eukaryota; Metazoa; Mollusca; Bivalvia; Ostreida; Ostreidae
Exons: 1
Coding region: 101-1660 (519 amino acids)
Biological process (GO): protein polyubiquitination; negative regulation of translation; proteasome-mediated ubiquitin-dependent protein catabolic process
Molecular function (GO): ubiquitin protein ligase activity; protein binding; translation repressor activity
Source: RefSeq, a predicted model, not a curated record